Molecule: messenger RNA, 1195 nt
Organism: Gordionus sp. m RMFG-2023
Lineage: Eukaryota; Metazoa; Nematomorpha; Gordioida; Chordodea; Parachordodidae
Product: serine-threonine kinase receptor-associated protein-like
Exons: 8
Coding region: 60-1061 (333 amino acids)
Biological process (GO): spliceosomal snRNP assembly
Cellular component (GO): SMN complex
Molecular function (GO): RNA binding; protein binding
Source: RefSeq, a predicted model, not a curated record
UAUAUCGCCGAUUUAAUUUUUAAGUUGGAGAUUUUUUAAAAAAAACAUUACAAUAAUAAAUGGGCAUUUCUCGCCCUUUGCCAGUCACAUGUGGGGGGCAUACGAGGCCCGUUGUUAAAAUAAAUUUUAGCCAAAUUACACCUGAUGGUUAUUUUAUAAUUUCAGCUUCUAAAGAUAAAAAGCCCAUGCUUAGACAAGGAAAUACUGGAGAUUGGAUUGGUACAUUUAUGGGCCAUAAAGGUGCUAUUUGGGAUGCUGCAUUAGAUGAUCAAGCAAUUAGAGCUGCUACAGCUUCUGCUGAUUUUACAGCGAAACUUUUCAGUGCAAUAAAUGGCAAUGAAUUAUAUUCUUUUACUCAUGGCCAUGUGGUGAAAUGUGUUGAUUUCUCUAAAAGUUCAAAAACCAAAGCUAAUAUGCCUUCCAAACUAAUGACAGGAUCUAAUGAAAAAAUAGUCAGAGUAUACGAUCUAGAAAAUUAUGAUAAAGAGCCAGUUAUUUACAAAACGAAUUCCAAUUUGAAAGACUUAACAUUCUUGCAAAAUGAUAAUAACAUUUUAACUCUUUCAGAAGAUAACAUAUUAAGACUAUUUGCGACCAACACAUCAAAUGACAAAGAGAUUAAGACUUUUGAUCUAAAGGAAGAUGCGAAUGGGAUGGAAUUAUCUCAUGAUCAAACCAUAUUAACCAUUUCCCAUAAACAUACUAUCACUUUUUUUGAUAUAAUCAAUUUUCAAGUCAUCAAAAAAUUCGUAUCUCAGAUCCUUAUAUCUUCCGCCUCCCUAAAACCCGACAAAAGUUGUUGCGUCUAUGCUGGCCGGGACGAUUAUAAAAUUUACAAAAUCAAUUACAAAACAUUGGAACAAAUCGACACGGAAUUUAAGGCUCACUUUGGCGCGAUUAACUCUAUCAAAUGUGGUCCCGAUAAUGAGCUAUUCGGUACCGGCAGUGAAGAUGGCUACGUCAAGCUAUGGCAAUUCCAGCCUGGCAAAAACUAUGGAUUAUGGACUGCCAGGAUCAAAGAUGAUGAUAAAGUUGACGAUGUCUCAAAUUCAGUUGAAUAGGAUGAUUGUGCUCAAAUUACUUAAAAAUUAAUUAUUUUUUUUUAUUGUUCCAAUUUUUCUUAUUAAAACUAUUAUACUACUUAUAAACUUUUAUUUAUAUGCCAAAAAUCAAAAUAGUAUACUAGCAAUAAAAC